AUCGCCGUUCCCUUAUCCGUAGAGAAACACAGAGCCCAACGCAGAAACAGAACUUACAGAACGAUGAUUCCUUACAAUCUUCAUUCUCCUGCUCCAAAUUUGAUUUUGCUUCCGUCCACAGCAUUCUCGCCUCCUAAUUAUGUUACCAAUGCGUAUGAUCUUCGCGCGUCAGGGAUUUGGAUUUCGACGAAUAUAAGUCGAAGAAAUCGAAGACGGACGACAAUGAGCGUUGGAGCCGAAGCCUUAAGUCCAGUGGUGCCUCCUCAGGUCGUGAAUCGGCUUUAUCUUGGGAUGGAUUUUGGUACCUCUGGCGCAAGAUUUGCGCUCAUCGACCAGGAAGGGACUGUUCGUGCUGAAGGAAAGAGGGAGUACCCGCUCUAUAAGAGCGAUGAAACAAUCGAUUGGGCAAGUUCGUGGAAAACAACACUUUUUUCACUGCUUGAAGAUGUUCCAAAUCAUUAUCGUCAUUUGGUGGCAUCUAUUUCCAUUGAUGGCACAUCUGCAACUACCAUGAUUGUUGACAGUAACACUGGACAGCCAUUGUCAAAACCAUUCUUGUACAAUGAGAGUUGUCCUGAUGCCUUACCAUUGGUGAAGUCUAUUGCUCCUGUAAACCAUACAGUCUGCUCUGCCUCGUCUACUUUGUGUAAGCUGGUUUCAUGGUGGAACCGUGCUGACUCGAAUAAAGAAUCUGCCAUGUUGUUACAUCAAGCAGAUUGGUUGUUGUGGUUUCUACAUGGAAAGCUUGGGGUUUCAGAUUAUAAUAAUGCUCUGAAGGUUGGCUAUGAUCCUGAAGUUGACUCUUACCCACCCUGGCUUCUCGCUCAACCAUACUCUCAACUUUUACCUUACGUCAAAGCUCCUGGAACUUGUAUUGGGUAUUUGAAAGAGGACAUUAGAUCACGAUUCGGUUUUCCAAAUGAUUGCAUUGUAUGCACCGGAACCACAGAUAGUAUUGCUGCAUUUCUUGCAGCACGUGCAACACUGCCAGGGCAAGCUGUCACUUCCUUGGGCUCCACGCUUGCCAUAAAACUAUUGAGUACCAGCAGGAUUGACGAUGCACGGUUUGGCGUGUACAGUCACCGACUUGACAACAUGUGGCUCGUGGGAGGAGCUUCAAACACAGGAGGAGCCGUGCUUAGACAAAUUUUUACUGAUGAGGAAUUAGAAGAAAUGAGCAAACAAAUCAAUCCCAUGAAAAGUUCUCCUCUAGAUUACUAUCCACUGACGUCGAUUGGAGAGAGGUUUCCGGUGGCAGACCCACAAAUGUCUCCCAGAUUACAUCCACGACCAGAAAAUGAUGUUGAAUAUUUGCAUGGGAUUUUGGAAUCUAUUGCGCGCAUCGAGGGAAAUGCUUAUAGGUUAUUGAGGGAUUUGGGAGCAACCCAGGUUGAAGAAGUGUUCACAGCUGGAGGUGGAUCCAAAAAUGAGAAAUGGACGAAGAUCCGAGAGAGAGUUCUUGGUUUCCCUGUGCGUCGAGCAACUCAGACGGAGGCUGCUUAUGGAGCUGCUCUAUUGGCAUUAAGAGGUGCCCAAUCAUCCAUAUAAUUGUAGCUUUGAGUGAAGAAAAAUACUUUGAGUGCUUAUUUGUCAGUCUUUUAUUGAUUACCAUUAAAAUUUUGACAAAUUAGAAAGAGAAAUAAAAAACUGUCUAAUUUUUAUUGGUAGUCAGUAUAAAGAUGGAUAUGGAACAAUAAUUACUUGAGUUUUGUUUAGGAAGGAAAAUGAUUCGGUUGAAUAAAAAAUAUUAUUAAUUAGUUUGUA
This is a messenger RNA of Momordica charantia (bitter melon), 1764 nucleotides long. It is a transcript of the gene XK-1, whose product is annotated as xylulose kinase-1. The record is from RefSeq and is a predicted model, not a curated record. Gene Ontology annotation, cellular component: cytosol. Gene Ontology annotation, molecular function: D-ribulokinase activity; D-xylulokinase activity. Gene Ontology annotation, biological process: xylulose metabolic process; phosphorylation. NCBI's taxonomy places the organism in Eukaryota, Viridiplantae, Streptophyta, Magnoliopsida, Cucurbitales, Cucurbitaceae.